AUGGAUGGAUCAUCGGUGGAAUGGAUCGAUGGUAUGGAUGAGGAUUUAGAAAGGAAACAGACUCUGACCUUCAAGGCUACCUCUCAUUUUCAUUUGAACAUCGCCAACCCAGCCACUGGCUGCCAAAAGUUGAUCGAAAUCGAUGAUGAGCGCCGUCUUCGUGCCUUUUACGAUAAGCGUAUGGCCCAGGAGGUUCCCGGUGACUCUCUUGGUGAUGAAUUCAAGGGCUAUGUUUUCCGCAUCUCCGGUGGUAACGACAAGCAGGGUUUCCCCAUGAAGCAGGGUGUUUUGUUGCCCCACCGUGUUCGCUUGUUGUUGAGCAAGGGUCACUCUUGCUACCGUCCUCGCCGCACCGGUGAGCGCAAGAGAAAGUCCGUCCGUGGUUGCAUCGUCUCGUCCGAUCUUUCCGUCUUGUCCCUCGUCGUUGUUAAGCAGGGUGAACAGGACAUUCCCGGCUUGACCGAUACCACCGUUCCCAAGCGUCUCGGUCCCAAGCGUGCUUCCAAGAUCCGCAAGUUCUUCAACUUGACCAAGGACGACGAUGUUCGCAAGUACGUUAUCCGUCGCGAGAUCCAGCCCAAGAACGCCGACAAGAAGCCCUUCACCAAGGCUCCCAAGAUCCAGCGUCUUGUCACCCCCAUCACUCUCCAGCGCAAGAGACACAGAAUCGCUAUCAAGCGCAGACGCGCCGAAGCUUCCCGCGAAGCCGAAGCCGAAUACAAGCAGCUCUUGGCCAAGCGCGUCAAGGAAACCAAGGAACGCAAGUUGGAAAGACGUCGCACUUCCUCCAUGCAAAAGUCUGCCUCGGCUUAA
Molecule: messenger RNA, 813 nt
Organism: Radiomyces spectabilis
Lineage: Eukaryota; Fungi; Mucoromycota; Mucoromycetes; Mucorales; Radiomycetaceae
Product: 40S ribosomal protein S6-B
Exons: 3
Coding region: 1-813 (270 amino acids)
Biological process (GO): translation
Cellular component (GO): ribosome
Molecular function (GO): structural constituent of ribosome
Source: RefSeq, a predicted model, not a curated record